This is a messenger RNA of Oryzias melastigma (Indian medaka), 3729 nucleotides long. RefSeq names its product sodium/potassium/calcium exchanger 3. Gene Ontology annotation, molecular function: calcium channel activity; calcium, potassium:sodium antiporter activity. The record is from RefSeq and is a predicted model, not a curated record. Gene Ontology annotation, cellular component: membrane. NCBI's taxonomy places the organism in Eukaryota, Metazoa, Chordata, Actinopteri, Beloniformes, Adrianichthyidae. The transcript is spliced from 17 exons. The coding region runs from base 321 to 2303 and encodes 660 amino acids. Gene Ontology annotation, biological process: calcium ion transmembrane transport; intracellular calcium ion homeostasis.
GGGUUUUCUUGGGCGCGCGCGCGCCGCACGCGCUCCCUCUGCUCAGUCACUGCGCAGAAGCACUCACGAAAAGCUCGGAGAAGCUCAAUCCAACAUGACAUAACCUCGUGAACCGGCGCUUCCAGGCACGAGCUCGCAGUUUGCUCUGCCCUCCCAGCCUCGCAGCAUCCCUGCGGUAUCCGUUUACAACUUUCCGCCCCCCCGCGCCGCCCUCUACAGCCGCCCGGUACUUCUUCUCCUCCCCUCAUCCGGAGGGACGAGCAGCUUUCUGGGGAAUUACAGGAGUUCUCGUUUCUCGCCAGACUUUCAGGGGGAUCCGCAUGGAUGUGACAGCGGAGGAAGAGACGCCUCUGCCGGGCAUCCGAGGGCGAGGGAUGGCGAGCCAGAAGAGGGUGAAAGCGAGGCGGAAGAGGCGAAAGGAGUUGGUUUUGAUCCAGAUCUGCCUGUUCGGCGGCUUGCUGCUGCUCGUCAAGGGGCUUUCCUUCUUCGGGGAGAAUUCAGGUUCUGAUGUCCCGGUCCGGAGCUCUGGGGGCCAGGAGCGCUGGGUGGGAAGGAGGCUGCAGCAGGAAACGGACAACAGCAGCCUGGAGCAAAUGGAGAUUGAAGAGGGACCUAAGAACUGCACCACUCCAGCUCUGCACGAGUUCCCCACAGACCUGUUCACGCAUGAAGAGCGGACGGAGGGAGCCGUGGCCCUGCAUGUCCUGUGUACCUUCUACAUGUUCUGCGCUCUGGCCCUCGUCUGCGAUGACUACUUCGUCCCCUCCCUGGAGAAGAUCUGUGAGCGUCUGGAUCUCAGCGAGGAUGUGGCGGGCGCCACCUUCAUGGCCGCCGGCAGCUCGGCCCCGGAGCUCUUCACUUCGGUGAUAGGCGUGUUCAUCACCAAAGGGGACGUGGGGGUCGGGACAAUCGUUGGCUCGGCGGUCUUCAACAUCCUCUGCAUCAUUGGCGUCUGCGGCUUCUUUGCCGGUCAGGCAGUGAAGUUGUCUCACUGGGCUCUGCUGCGAGAUUCCACCUAUUACACAUUUUCCAUCACGGCCCUCAUCGCGUUCAUCUACGAUGAGAAGGUGUGCUGGUGGGAAUCUUUGGUCCUGAUCCUCAUGUACGCCGUCUACAUCCUCAUCAUGAAGUUCAACGGCAGAGCUCAUCGCUACUUCGACCGUCGAAAGAGGAACUCCAUGAAUCUGGCCAACGGACUGACGGGAAGCACCGACCUGGAGGACAACGUGUCAUGUGACGCCACCGCCGUCCUGCUGAAGAAAGUGAACUUCCACUGUAAGCCGUCUGUGCUGAUGGUGGAUGAGCUGCUGUCCGCUUACCCUCACCAGCUGUCCUUCUCUGAGGCUGGCAUGAGGAUCAUGAUCACCAGUCACUUUUCCCCAAGAACCCGCCUCACCAUGGCCUCCCGCAUGCUCAUCAAUGAGAGACAAAGACUGAUCAACACCACAGAGACUCGGGUUAACCACAUCACUAACGGCGACUCAGACUCUGCUGCCAGGACUCAAGGGAGGCGGGGCUUAGAAAACGGACUCGGUUUGGUGGAGCAGGGUCUGAACGGGAAGUGCAGACUUCAGCGGCUGGAGUCGGGCAACGAGACGGAGAACGAUGACAACGACAACAACGAGAACGACGAAGAAGGAGAGGGGGAAGAUGAGAGCGACGGUCCUCUGGUUCCCUUCAAAGUUCCAGCGGGGGUCUGUAACAAAUUUAAGUGGCUGUUCAUGUGGCCGCUGUCCCUGCUGCUCUUCUUCACCGUGCCCAACUGUGGCAAGCGCCGCUGGGAGCGUUGGUUCAUGGUCUCCUUCUUCACUGCCACCAUCUGGAUCGCCGGCCUCUCCUACAUCAUGGUUUGGAUGGUGACUGUGAUCGGGUUCACCCUCGGCAUCCCUGAUGUCAUCAUGGGCAUCACCUUCCUGGCGGCGGGCACCAGCGUUCCAGACUGCAUGGCCAGCGUCAUUGUGGCACGACAAGGUAUGGGAGACAUGGCCAUCUCCAACUCCAUUGGGAGUAACGUGUUCGACAUCCUGGUGGGCCUGGGGCUGCCUUGGGCGCUCCAGACUCUCUGCAUCGACUACGGCUCCGUGAUCCACCUGAACAGCAGAGGACUCGUCUUCUCUGUCGGACUCUUACUGGCCUCAGUCUUCUUCACGGUCCUUGGAGUCCAUCUGAACAAGUGGACUCUGGACUGGCGGCUGGGCCUGAUCUGCCUCAUCAUGUACGCCGUCUUUCUGUGCUUCUCCGUCCUGAUCGAGUUCAACGUCUUCAUCUUCGUCAACCUCCCCAUGUGCCGAGACAUCCACUGACCCUCCCCCGCUUCUCCGGCUCACAGAGGAAACCUCACCUCGUUCUCGGUUUCUCGGCGCCUUUGAGGACAAGUCUUGACUUUUUCUUUCUUUAGAGAACUUGGUUCCUGUAUGGUUUUUAUCUUUUGGUGCAAUACAGAGGAGGCGCUGAGAGGAAGAACCGAAUGGUUGCCUGGAAACCGGGUGAACACCGUCGGACGUCGGUGAUGCAGCUGCUACAGAGGGAGACGAGACAUCAGCCAUUUUUAGCUGUUUGUUACUAUUUGUACCCAUUUGGAUAUAAGCACACAUUUAAGGUAUUUUUAAGCAAACAAACAGCUUUGUCUGUGUAUAUAUUUGAGGAUUCUAUAGUUACUAACACUCACUGACACAUGGGGGACUGGUCUUAUGCAGAACCAUAUCAGCCUUGCAGAGAUCCUCCAGUUCCAGCUGGCGUUGCAUGCUGCAGCCUCAGCUACCGCUUUGCACUGACCGACCCGAGAUGCAUAUUUAAACCUCUGAAAGUCUGUUUCUCUUCCAGAUGAGGGCUCCGCUAAGAGCCCACAGCCAGAGGAAGCCACACUCAGCACCGUCACUUUAUGAAUUUCAGACGUAGUUGUUUUUUUGUUCGUCUGCAGGUCCUCAAACGUGUUACUACUGAUGCUAAAGCUGCCUGUUAGAGCUCCCGAGCGGAGAUAGACGUUAGGUCUCCUUAAAGCCAAAAGUAUUUUUAAGAUUAGAAGUUUUAGAAGAUUUGGGUUUAAGUGUGAGGGACAAUCUGAGAGCUGAGGGUGGCGCUGUGACCGCAGAGACACGGUGGUGAUUUAUUUAUGAAUGAAUUUAUUCAAAGACCGUGUCGGUUUGCAGCGUGCGCCCGCUCAGGUCUCGGCGCCGUACUGUACCUGUUAUUCUCUAAUGUAAGAGCUGGAAACGGACUUGAUGUUGCUUAUAUGUUACAAUAGAGUUUUAUAAUUUAUAGGUUUUUGUACAGUUAAGUUCACAGAUGUGUUGCUGAGUGACAAACUAGAAACUUUGACGCUGCUCAGCCUCAGCAUGAUUAAUUAAAAGCUUCUGAUGCCCCCCUUCCUUGCAGCCACAAGAGGGCGGUGCAGAGCUGGCAUUCAGUUUUGUUCAGGUUUGCAUGCCUUUGUCAUUAUUGGGAUUAUUUUGUGUGUAAUUUUAGGGCAUUUCCAGGACCAGGGAGGCACCAACCACCCCGAUGACGCUGUACAUAUCAGCAGUAGUCGUCAGGAACUCGGCUACGAGUUCACGUGUGCAGAAAUCAGUAGAAUGUAGGCCUGCAGCUGCUAGUGUUCUGCUAAUGUUGUCAUUUGAUGCUCAUGUCUUUGAACCGUUUGUAAAGCUUUUGUUAACGAGGACCUCAGAAGUGGAGCCAGAAAGAUGAUGCCUGGUUGUCUUCUUGCAAUAAACUGAUCUGCAGCUUUCA